This is a messenger RNA of Symbiodinium sp. CCMP2592, 1638 nucleotides long. NCBI's taxonomy places the organism in Eukaryota, Dinophyceae, Suessiales, Symbiodiniaceae. The record is from the annotation of a GenBank genome assembly.
AUGGUCAAAAAUAAAGAAGUCCGGGAGGGCUCGGCUCGACUCCUCGACGCAGAGGCAGAGAUCCCCGAGGAUCGUCCGAUCGAUCGUCCACCCAAUUCAAGAAACCUUUCAAGAGGGGGAUCGGACGGCAAGAGGUCGGAUGGGACGGGGGGCCUCAGCUAUCAACGCAGCCUUGAUCCCCUGGAAGCCAACAUCUACUUGGAUUCCUUGUUCGGGCCAUUGUACUACAAGUUUGACCGGAUACGGACGGAGGGGAAAGCCGCAGCCGAUCCCCGGAUCUCCGACUACCGGCUCGUGAGUGUUUUCAUGCUUCUCAACCUAAUCACCCAGCUAUCCAUAGCCUUCAAGAUCUAUCAGGUGGGAGAUCAGACCUAUGGAUCCAUCAGGGACAGCUUGAUGGGCACUACAUGUUGGAGAGUGUCGCGCCAUCCGGAACUUAUUGGACCGGUCUAUCCCCGGCGUGUGCCAGGCUUGCAUGACGCCUUGGAUUCGGAUUUUGACUGCACUCCGCCGGUCCUCACACUGUCCAUUUUCCCUGAGAGUUUGGAUACCAACAACGAUGGGUUUUGGUCGGAGGAGGAGGUGAGGGAUCGCCAGGUGCUUAUUCACAGCCUUGGAAGCACCAUGGCCAAGGAAAUCAACAAUACCAUGUUCAACAUGGCCGUUUAUGAUGAGAAGAACCGAAAAGGCUCGCGCAGUGUGUCUAAAGGCUCGCCGAAGCUGGACAUGGAUUUCUUCAAGCAUUACAAGGGAGAGAUCCAGGUGUGUGUCGCCAACGACAAGAACUUGUGUGGGAACCUCGCAAGCGCCGGUCAGCUGAAUGGGAAGGUCGAAGGCGCGCACAGGCAAGAACGUGUGGACAAGUGCGGGGACAUUCUCGAGACCUUUUGCGGAAGGAUCUUCGGGACAGACUACGUGUGGAUCCAUCACCAGUUCCAGGACAUUUGUGGCCAAGCAGUUUUCGAAAGAAAAGACGGAGUCAACAUCGUAAGCUAUGCUGCUGUGAAGGCAUAUCGAGGUGAGGCUGAUUCGAUUCUUGGUCGUGUCUUCAUCAGCUUCCUCGUCUUGAUGAUCUUCGUAUGGGUCAUGUUGAUGACAAGCGAGUAUCGCCAGAUCUACAACUUCUUUUACGUGGUUUGGAACACACGGUCAACCGAAAACUCGGACCCCGACUUUGUGGCCGAAACCGACUCGAAGCUCACCGUGAUGAGGCUGCCCAUCAGCCACAAAAUUUUCGCGUUAUUGUGCAUAGGCUUGCCACGGAUUGUCAUCGCGUCCGUUGUCAUGGUCGUUGGCUGCAGCUUUCUGGCGAUGACCAAUAACUUGCUGGAUCUUGUGCUGAACAGCACGGCCCUUGGCUUCCUCAUUGAGGUGGACGACUUGAUCCACACUGCUUUGUUGGGCAAAAACUUUGAGAUCCAAGUGAUGAACCACUUCGAGGAAAUUUCCGUUGAAUGCCAAGUGCACGGAGCAGCGAGCUCCUACGCAGCUUUGGUGGUAUCGCUUCUGAUUACGGGAGUUUUCGUCACAUAUACAUACUUGCGCCCAAAUGGAUUGCAAGAUGUGGGCUAUGGCGUGGAAUGUCUGUGUCACCUAGAAGGCAAUUGCUACGCACAGCGGUUGCUGCGCGAGCUAUAA